ACAAGUAAUAUUCAGUGCUAGCAGUCAGCAGUCAAGAUUGGUGGUUGUGAUUGCCCAGAAGCGAGGAUCGUAUUCGUGCGAGCCCCCGGAUUCACACUCUACAAUUCGAACCCACAACACCGACUUCUACUGCCCUGCAUCUGUCAUCAUCGAUCUUUCACAUCCAAUCUAAAACCCCACAAGCAAACAGGUCCGAGAGAGAAAAGGCAAAGCAAUUCAAAUCACAAUCAAACUUGCACUUCAUAAAGUAUAGUAUCAUCAAAAUGGCGAGGAAGAUGCUUAUUGAUGGAGAGCUUAACAAACCCAAUGAAGAUGAGACUCACUAUGACUUUGAUUUGUUUGUAAUUGGGGCAGGAAGUGGUGGAGUUCGUGCCUCACGUUUUUCAGCACAGUAUGGAGCUAAGGUUGGGAUUUGUGAGCUUCCAUUUCAUCCUAUCAGCUCUGAAGUUGUAGGAGGAGUAGGCGGAACGUGCGUCAUUCGUGGUUGUGUUCCUAAAAAGAUUUUGGUCUAUGGUGCUUCCUUUGGCCCUGAACUGGAGGAUGCAAGGAAUUAUGGGUGGGAACUAAACGAGAAGAUUGAUUUCAAUUGGAAGAAACUUUUACAGAAGAAGACAGAAGAAAUAGUCAGAUUAAAUGGAAUUUAUAAGCGGUUACUUGCAAAUGCUGGAGUGAAGCUAUUCGAAGGAGAGGGAAGAGUGGUAGGUCCUAAUGAAGUUGAAGUUAUUCAACUGGAUGGAACCAAAAUAAGUUAUUCAGCGAAACACAUUCUGAUUGCAACAGGAAGUCGAGCUCAGCUUCCAGCUAUUCCAGGCCAGGAAUUGGCUAUAACAUCAGAUGAAGCUUUGAGCUUGGAAGAGUUACCUAAGCGAGCUGUCAUAUUUGGUGGAGGGUACAUUGCCGUUGAGUUUGCUUCAAUAUGGCGAGGGAUGGGCGCAACAGUGGAUUUAUGUUUCAGAAAAGAACUUCCUUUAAGAGGUUUUGAUGAUGAAAUGCGAGCAGUGGUUGCAAGAAAUCUGGAAGGCAGGGGUAUCAACCUGCAUCCAAGGACAUCCUUAACUGAGCUGGUUAAAACAGAAGGUGGUAUAAAAGUGCGAACUGACCAUGGUGAGGAAAUCACGGCAGACGUUGUGCUCUUUGCCACUGGCAGGGCUCCUAACACGAAAAGGUUAAAUCUAGAAUCUGUAGGCGUUGAGCUUGAUUCUGCGACUAGAGCUGUGAAGGUUGACGACUACUCUCGUACCAACAUACCCAGCAUAUGGGCCAUUGGUGAUGUUACAAACCGAAUGAAUCUUACUCCUGUUGCUUUGAUGGAAGGAACCUGUUUCGCCAAAACUGUGUUUGGUGGACAGCCUACUGCACCUGAUUAUGACCAUAUUCCUUGUGCUGUGUUCUGCAUACCACCACUCUCUGUUGUUGGUCUAAGUGAGGAACAGGCUUUAGAGAAAGCCAAUGGCGAUGUUCUGGUUUUCACAUCGACGUUUAAUCCAAUGAAGAACUCCAUCUCGGGACGACAAGAGAAGACAAUUAUGAAGCUUGUUGUUGAUGCUGAGACUGAUAAAGUUCUUGGAGCAUCCAUGUGUGGGCCAGAUGCUCCUGAGAUCAUGCAGGGCAUCGCCAUUGCACUCAAAUGUGGAGCAACAAAAGCGCAAUUUGACAGCACUGUUGGAAUUCACCCAUCUGCUGCCGAGGAGUUUGUGACAAUGCGGUCUGUGACUAGGCGAGUUCCUGCUUCUAAACCAAAGACCAACUUAUAGACUUGAAAACAUGAUAAUACUUCAUAGUUGGAAAUUUGGUUACAACGGAUCAUAUUUACUCUAGAAACUAUAUAGCAGAUAGAAGCGAGACAACAUCUACAGGAGGAUUUAUAUCUGCAACAGUUUAAUAAACAUGCAAGUAUUGUAUACAUGGUUGCGUAAAGAUUGAAAUUUCUUUGCUUGCUCUAUUUGGGGAAGAAAGGCCUGCCUUAAAUUCCA
Sesamum indicum (sesame) is the source of this 1973-nucleotide messenger RNA. Its product is annotated as glutathione-disulfide reductase. Gene Ontology annotation, cellular component: cytosol; mitochondrion. The record is from RefSeq and is a predicted model, not a curated record. Gene Ontology annotation, biological process: cell redox homeostasis; cellular response to oxidative stress; glutathione metabolic process. Lineage: Eukaryota; Viridiplantae; Streptophyta; Magnoliopsida; Lamiales; Pedaliaceae. Gene Ontology annotation, molecular function: glutathione-disulfide reductase (NADPH) activity; flavin adenine dinucleotide binding; NADP binding.